Molecule: messenger RNA, 2052 nt
Organism: Lottia gigantea (owl limpet)
Lineage: Eukaryota; Metazoa; Mollusca; Gastropoda; Lottiidae
Exons: 19
Cellular component (GO): plasma membrane
Molecular function (GO): calcium-activated cation channel activity
Source: RefSeq, a predicted model, not a curated record
CUGUUAAUAUUAUUCACAAUUUUAAGAAAAUUUGCAUGGGAUUAUGGGAGAUUAGCGUUAGUUAGUCGUGCAGAAGAAAAAUGGACCUCAUUAUUUUAUGGUGAUCAUGAUAAGAGAGAUUUACAUGGAUCUCAGGAAUCAUUUGAUACAUCUUUACAUAAACAAGAUAAGCAUUUAUUAUCCUGGAUUCCAGCUUUCUUCAGAGUGAAAGAUUCAGAUAUUCUACAUAAAUGUGGCCGUGAUGCUAUACAGUAUAUGUCCUUUCAGAGAUAUUUGAUUAUAUAUGUAGCUAUAAUUUGUCUGCUGUCUAUAUGUGUUAUAUUGCCUGUUAACUUCCAAGGAGACAUCUUGGGAAAUGCUACUGAAUUCAGUCAUACAACAAUAGGCAAUGUGCCUUCUAACUCACCAUUACUAUGGGUUCAUGCUAUAUUCUCUGUUAUAUAUUUGUUAAUAAUGGUGUUUAUUGUGAGACAUUUUCAUGUGAAUUUGGAAUUUGAAGAAGAUGAACAGGUUUCAAGAACAUUGUGUGUGUCCAAUAUUCCUAAAAAUAAAUGUUACCAAAGUCAAGUUAAAGAACAUUUUCGUGAUGCUUAUCCAGAAGUGGUUGUUACAGAUGUUCAAUUUGCCUAUAAUAUAACUAAACUAGUUAAUCUAGAUAAAAAGAGAGAAAGAGCAUCAGAAGCCAAGAUGUACUCAGAAAAUGAAUUAGCUAACAGUGGUGAUAGACCUAAUAUGACACCUUAUCCUUGUGGACAGUGUUGUUGUACAUGUUGUGGUUGUAAAAGGGUUGAUGCUAUAGAUUAUUAUACCUAUGAAGAAAAACAACUAAUAACUCAAUGUGAACAGGAAAAAGUUCAUGCUUAUCAAGAUCCUGUUGGAAUAGCUUUUUUAACAUUUCAAUCAGAAUCUAUGGCAGAAAAAGUAAGAAGAGAUUUUAGAGCUAACUGUAAAGGCACACACAAUCCUCAAACAUCAGCCCAUUAUUCUAGUCUAGCUGUACAAGACUGGCAAGUAAAAUUUGCUGCUGCUCCUGAUAAUAUUUACUGGGAGAAUUUAGCUAGACCAGCCUGGAAAUGGUGGGUUUCAGCAAUAGUUAUUAAUGGUGCACUAUUUCUAUUGUUAUUUUUCCUUACUACUCCUGUUAUGUUAAUCAAUGUUAUGGACUCAUUUGAUUAUAAGAAAAAAUUAGAAGACUUACAUAGUCCGUUAUUAGUACAGUUUCUACCUACUUUAUUACUCUGGACUUUUUCUGCUAUUUUACCAAAUAUAGUCUAUUAUUCUGAUCAGUAUAUUGGUCAUUGGACAAAAACUGCAGAACAUCAUGCUGUGAUGAGGAAAACAUUCAUAUUUCUCAUAUUUAUGGUUCUUAUAUUACCAUCUUUAGGAUUAACUAGUGCUAAAACAUUAUUUGAAUGGUUUAUAUUAGAUAAAGGAAAAGGUUUAAGAUGGCAGUGCAUAUUUCUGGCUGGUAAUGGUGCUUUCUUUGUGAAUUAUGUUAUAACAUCAGCAUUUAUUGGUAGUGCUCUAGAAUUAAUCCGAUUUUCUGAGUUAUUUACUUAUUCUUUACGUCUAUUGUUUACAAGAUCAGCUGCAGAGAGGAGUGCAGUGAAAAAGUCUGUCCUGUGGGAUUUUCAAUAUGGUUGUCAAUAUGCCUGGAUGUUAUGUGUAUUUACUAUUAUUGUAUGCUAUAGUAUAUUGUGUCCACUUAUAGUACCAUUCGGUUUGGUGUAUAUGAUAUUUAAACAUAUGGUAGAUAGAUAUAAUAUAUAUUUUGCGUAUAAAGAAUCACGUAUUAAUAAACAUAUACAUGCUUCAGCUGUUAAUUUUGUUAUUAUGUCUGUAAUAUUAUUACAAUUCACAGUAGUAUUCUUCACUGGGUUACGAGCAGGUUUCACUGAGCCAGUAUUUGUGUUCUCUUGUGUUGCCUUAUUUAUGGCUAUGAUUGUGUUCGUUGGUAAAAUAAGUUUUGGAUGGUUUAAACAUUUUGGUACCAAGAAAUACAAGGUAUGUCUUGAAAUUAUUCUUUUCAUUGAAAAUAGAGUGGUUAACUAA